Molecule: messenger RNA, 3065 nt
Organism: Ornithodoros turicata
Lineage: Eukaryota; Metazoa; Arthropoda; Arachnida; Ixodida; Argasidae
Product: choline/ethanolamine kinase-like
Exons: 10
Coding region: 475-1701 (408 amino acids)
Biological process (GO): phosphatidylethanolamine biosynthetic process; CDP-choline pathway
Cellular component (GO): cytoplasm
Molecular function (GO): choline kinase activity; ethanolamine kinase activity
Source: RefSeq, a predicted model, not a curated record
GGCUGUCGUGCAAGCCUGACGGUCUUGCUUUGAGAUCCUGCUUGACACUCCAGGGGUGUGCCUGCAAAACGUUGAAUCUUUCAACAUCGUAAAUUGCAUCUCGAACGUAAUCUUACGGCACUGGUGCAACGCUUCUUAUACUGUCAUCGGAUAUAUUUCGACGUGUUUAGAAGACACUGCGUAUAUACGCAGACGUGGCUUCUGACCGAGACAUCAAGCACGCUCUGCCAUUCACAGGCGGUCUUUGAUUUCACUGAACAACUGCGGGCGGUGAUUGAGUGUCCCAUUGAGGAGCAGACGUUUUUGUUUUACGGCUGUUUACUGGAAUCGGGAUAUUAAACACGCUCAACGGUCGGUAGCAGAACGUCUGGACGAGAUUUCAAGGAGGCAGAUCUGGGGCGUACGUAAUUGUUGGUCUCACACACGGAGUGAGUUACAAGGAGAAGUGCAGGAAAAACAACGGUGUUUUGAAGGAUGCCCAAUACAACGCGAUACCCCAAAGGCUGUGCUACGACCUGCAAGGAGGCCUGCGUCAAGGAGACUCUGCUUCAACUACUUGAGCCUGAUGACGUGUACAUCACUGAAGACAUGCGGGAUAAGGCGUACAAUAUUUGUCGAGAAUUUCUCAGUGGUUCGUGGAAAAGCAUUUCAAGUCGCGACAUGGUGUUCAAGUCUGUCAGUGGUGGACUGAGCAAUCUUCUGUACUACUGUUCGCUCCCGGAGACGCAUACUCCCCUUAUUGGAGAGCCAAGCCAAGUUUUGAUGCGCAUGUACGGCCAGAUUCACGGAGAGGGGGCUGACUCCACAAUCACGGAGAGCGUUAUCUGCACGCUUCUCUCCGAACGGAACCUUGGGCCAAAGUUGUACGGAGUAUUUCCCGGAGGACGCCUGGAAGAAUAUAUCCCUGCCCGAGCUUUGGCUCUUCGCCAACUCAAAGAUCCCGAGAUUUCCUACACGAUUGCGAGGAAAAUGGCCAAGUUACAUGUCCUUCAUGCUCCGCUAGUCAAGGAACCCACGUGGCUCUUCAACAAUAUGCAGAGGUGGCUAGAUUUUGCUCACAGCAUUAAAGUGGACACUAUAGCAGUCAAAGAUCAGCACAUGGCUGUGAAGAUGCUAACUGUGGAUCUUGCUGAAGAAGUGAGGUGGCUCAAGGACUUCCUGUUGCAGGCAAACUCUCCCAUUGUGUUUUGCCACAAUGAUCUCCAAGAAGGAAAUAUCUUGUACAUGGAGAGCACUGAAUUCCAAGAUGAACACUCUUUGAAGGAAGACAAUUUGGUGUUCAUUGAUUUUGAGUAUUGUGCAUACAACUACAGGGGAUUCGACAUAGCCAAUCACUUCUGUGAAUGGUUGUACGACUAUUCGCACCCUAAGCAUCCAUUCUUUAAAGCAAAUGAUGACUAUCCGUCUUUGGAGCAUCAGCGUGCGUUCGUGAAGCAUUACCUGAACACGUUUAGGAUUUGCAAUGUGGGCCCCAAACAAGUGGACAUGGACCCAUCAGUCAACACGAUGGAGCACAUUCUCAAGGAGGCAGAUAUGUUUGCAUUGGCCUCUCAUCUGUUCUGGUCACUGUGGUGUAUUUUCAAUGCGCAUACGUCCAAGAUCAAGUUUGGAUACUGGGAAUAUGGCCUGGCACGUCUGAAGGCUUAUAUGAAGCUGAAGCAGCAGCAUACCCGUGCGAAGGAGGUUCAGCCCGGAACCUAGCGUGCUUCCAUUUCCUCAGAGACUGGGAGAACCAAAGCCCAUGGGACAUUACUGCCAAGACAGGAACCUCCACCUGAAUAUGGAAGUCAAAUGAAAGAGAAGUGCUUACAGGACACUGGCUACCCGUAAAUAGUCUUCGCUCUCCUGCACAAGGACAUCGUGUGGAAGAGCUACGUCAGAAAGUCUGUGUAACCAGCAUUCCAGGAGUUGUAAAUAGUAGUGUGUACACAUGCUCGUUUUUUGAAGGUGUCUCAACUAUCAAAUGUGUUCAGCACGUUCCUACUGUUGUUGCAUUACAGAUAUCGGGGAUUUGAACGACUUGAAAAGGUGCCUUAGAAGCGCAUGAUUUCCAUUUUGUGUCUGCAUGCAGUUCGGCUUUGCGACACCAUGCUUGUACACCGGGCGUACAUUUCCUUGAUAAGGGAAGAAAGGUACGAAUGAGAAACGAAAGGGUGGAGAGCGCGUAUUUCGUGCUAAGUGAGACAUUUCAGAUACUCAGUCUAGUCAAGAGUUCCUCUUUUGGCUUUCCUUUUCCUCGUGCAUUUUCUGUGUUCUCCCCACAAAGCUGCUAGGGGCAUCUUGCGGUGGAGAAAAUACAUUCCGACAGUAUUUGGGGCAUUUUCACUUUCGUUACGAGUGACAGAGUUCGUUGGAUCGUCAUCCAUGCGGCCUAACCCACUAGACCACGCGGCCUAGACCAUGGCAUAGAUGAGACCCUUCCUUGUAAAUGUGUCUCCAAAAUUUUAAUCCUACCGCAGAUGUCUAUCGUUACCAAAAAAAUGCACUUCAUGCCCGUUGCCGUGAAGAUGAGGCGACGUAAUGAAUAUUUGGGUUCGUAAGUGAGAUUACUUCAUCCAUGUAGCCAGCACCCCCUUAGCAACAAAGAUGCCUUUUUUGUGUAUAUCAGAAAUCCUUGAAGUCCUUUGUGCUAUAUGUGAAGGGAAAACACUACAACAACAGCGCUAGGACACUGGAACAGCAGCAAUCAGCUGUUUACUGUGGACUAUCGUUGUUCAUGCUAAGAAAAACAAAGAGAAGUCCUUUGCUUCAGUUGUUUCUGAAGGUGCACUUCAUGAUCCUUGGACAGCCUUCCUCUUUUACCUUGGUAAAAGUGAUCAGAAUCACUGCAGGUCUAAGUUCCAUUUCCAUUGAGCUACAUUCUGUACUUGCCACCUUUUCUUUGUGUCUACCAUGACCAAGUUCUCGUUGUCGUCCUAACUUAUUCAUGGUGGUGCAAAACGUGCUGUCACUGUGAUGUAUUUAUUGGUUUUAGUGGAUGCUGGUAACUUUUGCCCCCGUUGAAAAAAAAAAAAAAGAGGUGGGUUUCUGGUUUUAGUGGAAAAUAAAAGCAAAGUAAAAGGUAA